This is a messenger RNA of Rhea pennata, 1646 nucleotides long. RefSeq names its product trophoblast glycoprotein (gene TPBG). Gene Ontology annotation, biological process: negative regulation of canonical Wnt signaling pathway. The record is from RefSeq and is a predicted model, not a curated record. The transcript has a single exon. Lineage: Eukaryota; Metazoa; Chordata; Aves; Rheiformes; Rheidae. Gene Ontology annotation, molecular function: protein binding. Gene Ontology annotation, cellular component: plasma membrane. The annotation marks the transcript as partial.
GGCGCCCCCGCGGAGCGGCCCGGCGGGGCGCUGUGCCUGGGGCUGCUGCUGCACGUCCUGCUGGGCUGCGGCUCGGCGCAGCCGCCCGACCGCUGCCCGCCGCUGUGCCAGUGCUUCGAGCCGGCGCGGACGGUGAAGUGCGUGAACAGGAACCUGACGGAGGUGCCGCCCGACCUGCCGCCCUACGUGCGCAACCUCUUCAUCACGGGCAACCGCCUGGGCCGCCUGCCCGCCGGCGCCCUGGCCGCCCCGCGCCUCGCCGACCUGCGCGCCCUCAACCUCAGCGGCAACCACCUGCUGGCGGUGGAGGCCGGCGCCCUGGCCGCCCUGCCGCGCCUCCGCCAGCUGGACCUCAGCGGCAACCCGCUGGCCGCCCUCAGCCCGCAGGCCUUCGGCGAGGCCGGCAGCCCGCUGGAGGAGCUGGCCCUGCGUGGCGCCCUGCGCAACCGCAGCGUCGUCCUCAACCUCGCCGCGCUGCUCCAGGCCGGCGCCCUGCGCAACCUCAGCCGCCUCGAGCUGGCCGACAACGGGCUGCUGCUGCUGCCCGCCGGCAUGUUCGCCUCCCUGCCGGGCCUGCGGCACUUGGACCUCAGCAACAACUCCUUGGUGGGCCUGCGAAACGUCUCCUUCCAGGGCCUGGGCCACCUGCAGAGCCUCAACCUCAGCGACAACUCGCUGAGCGUCCUGAGGAACGGCACCCUGGCCCAGUUCCGCAGCCUGCCCGCCCUCCGGAGGAUCGGCCUCGGCCGCAACGCCUGGGUCUGCGACUGCGCCAUCGAGGACUUGGUGAACUGGCUCAAGGAGAGCGACCAGGUGGAGGGCAAAGAAGCCCUGAAGUGCGCCUACCCCGAGAAGAUGCUGGGAAAAGCCUUGCUGCAGAUCAGCAGUUCGGACCUGAACUGCUCUGUGCCUGUAGACGUGCCCUCCCAGCUACAGACUUCGUACGUCUUCUUAGGGAUUGUCUUGGCUCUCAUCGGGGCCAUUUUUCUCCUCGUUUUGUAUUUGAACCGAAAAGGAAUCAAAAAGUGGAUGCACAACAUCAGAGACGCGUGCAGGGAUCACAUGGAGGGGUAUCACUACAGAUACGAGAUCAACGCGGACCCCAGGUUAACAAACCUCAGCUCCAAUUCAGAUGUCUGACAAAACACCAAGCAGGAAGCAGGGCAAUGCACAACAGCUAUGCAUGAGAGAAGUGGACUUGAGCUUUACCCCCGUGCUUGCCUCCCUCUCCCCAGAGCAAUCACAGGCGUGUUUGUAACGUGAAGGGAACGUGCCUCCAUGAGAUGCAGAGUUCAUUACUGUUUUCUUUUGUGUUGAGACACAGAGCAGUUGCGUGUGGUGUUGGGCUGUAUAUAAGAAAUAAGCUGCUACUUCUCCUCCUCCUCCUUGCCUAUUUUCAUUGGAACUUGCUGCCAGUACUUGUUGGAAAAGUUUUCAAAGUCUCAAAAGAUAAAAGGAUUCUCUCUCCAUCUCUCUCUCUCUCUCUCUCUCCCCCCCCUCCCGGCUGCUGUAAAGCCACCAGACUUUAUAAAGACUUACCGAUACAGAUACCAUUCAACAAAAGCUGCCUCAACUUUUUUGGGAAAAAAAGUUACAUUCAUCAGUACCAGUUUUAGUCUUGUAUAUCCUAACUGCAAAGACAAAGA